AUGCAUGCUGUGGAGGCUGAGGUGGCUCUUGAUCGCCUCCUGUACAUCUCGAGUGACGAGCCCAAGGGCAACGAGCGCAUGUGGGGUCAAAAGUGGCGGAAGAUCGAAGACAAGGGCUCCCUACUGGACAAUGCAGCCACGCAGAAAGCGCUUCAGAGCUUCAAGCGCCUCUUAUCCUAUCGGGAGAAGGUGGGGAAGUGA
Messenger RNA from Symbiodinium sp. CCMP2592, 201 nucleotides. NCBI's taxonomy places the organism in Eukaryota, Dinophyceae, Suessiales, Symbiodiniaceae. The record is from the annotation of a GenBank genome assembly.